Haemorhous mexicanus (house finch) is the source of this 857-nucleotide messenger RNA. RefSeq names its product claw keratin-like. NCBI's taxonomy places the organism in Eukaryota, Metazoa, Chordata, Aves, Passeriformes, Fringillidae. The transcript is spliced from 2 exons. Gene Ontology annotation, cellular component: intermediate filament. Bases 57 to 515 code for a protein of 152 amino acids. Gene Ontology annotation, molecular function: structural constituent of cytoskeleton. The record is from RefSeq and is a predicted model, not a curated record.
CCAUCUUCCACAGCUUGACUCGACUUAUCAACUUGCUCUGCCAGCAGACCCAAAAGAUGUCCUGCAACAGCCUGUGCGUCCCCACCUGUGGCGUGGCCACCCCGGCCCCUCUGGCUGACACCUGCAACGAGCCCUGUGUGCGGCAGUGCCCUGACUCCACGGUGGUCAUCCAGCCCCCGGCCUCGGUGGUCACCUUCCCCGGGCCCAUCCUCAGCUCCUUCCCCCAGCAGAGCGCCGUGGGCUCGGCUGGAGCUCCCUACGUGGGAGCCGGCUCCGGUGGCGCCUUCGGAGGCCGUGGCGGCUACGGGGGCUACGGUGGCUAUGGAGGCUGGGGCUAUGGAAGCCGUGGUGGCUAUGGAGGCUGGGGCUAUGGAGGCCGUGGAGGCUACGGCGGUUGGGGAUGUGGAGGCUACGGAGGCUAUGGAGGCUUUGGGGGCUAUGGCGGCUAUGGCUGCGGCUACGGCGGCUGGAGCAGCGGCCACCGCUACCUCAAUGGCAACUGCGGGCCCUGCUAAGCCCCAGCCCGAGUGCGGCCUCAGACCAAGAAGAGCUCCAGGAGAAACCCCGGCACAUCCCGACCCGACGCUCUGUGGACCGAAAUCCCUUUGUCCUGGCCGGCCUGUGCACCUCGGGAGCCUGGUGCCAGCUUGGGAACCAGCCCUGCCUUGUCCCUGCCCCACCUGAGCAUCCCCGUGGGGCUCCUGGUGCCCCCAUGGUCCCAGAGACUCUCCUGGGGCUGCUCCUGCUUGCCCGGCUGUGCCCAGGGCCAGGCCACGGGAAGCCCUUGGCCAUGACCCUGCUCUCCUGCCCAGCCCCUCCUGCCCUUCCCCUGCAAUAAAAGCUGUCUUGCAUUGCAA